UAGCUUUGUCACGUGUCACAUGACCCUUUGCGGAAGUUGUAGUAAUCUGAUAUUAUACCGUCGUCUGUUAAAGCUAAUGCUAUAUAUGUUUAGUUGUGUAAACACUGCCGUCAAAUGAAAGACCAGAUUCAAAAAGAAGACAUGAACGUGUCUGCACAAGAAGAAUGUGCUCGGUUUCUGGACGAAAAACUGCUGACUUUUAUGGACCAGUUGGAAUUACUGGAGGAAAAACGAGCUCGUUUUAACACACUCAUUGAGCAGGGAUGGUUUUCCAUUUCCAAGUCACGGUACUCCAUGGGAAACAAACAUGUGUCAGCUCUUCAAUAUGCAAGUGAGAUAGAGCCACUGGUUUCUGUCAAUGUAAGAACACUCAACAAUGACAAUAUUGAGUUCUACACAGAAAGAGAGUCACAAAAGCCUCAUAAUGAGAGUAAAAGUGGAACAUCUGUUGAAGACAUUGGGCCACAAGAGGAAGGCAUCAGAAGGAGAAAUACAACUAAAAAAGACAGCAGUGAAAAGGAAGCAGUUGAAGAAUUAAGUAGUAACAAUACAUCUGAAGACAUUCCAACUACAAAAAGUGAACAGAAUCUUCAACAAAACCCACUUAAAUGGUUUGGGAUUUUGGUGCCACAGUCCCUGAAACAAGCUCAGUCAUCAUUCAACCAAGUAAUCGAGCUGACUGCUGAGAUUGCAACUCUUCAGGUGGCAAUCAUCAACACCAGACAGGAGUUAAAGGACCACAUUCAGAAGAAGGUCACUGCAUCCUUGUUGGAAAAGACUCCCUAAAAAAUGGAUGGUGGAAAAACACUGUCGUUUUCAGGAGGGUGUAUCUAUGUAGAUGUAUUAGUCUGACAGGACGCAGUGGUUAACACAUCAACCUCACAGUCUGGAGAUAUGGCUUUGAGUCGCCAGUGGGACAUCCCUGUGUGGCGUUUGCACACCUGUACAUACACAGGUUUAAACCAGGUACUCCGGCUACCUCCAAUAUCCGAAAUACAUGCAUGUAAGGUUCAAUUGUCCUUGCCUUUUGCAAUAGGCUACAGCUCAAGCAUGUGACCCUAAUGAGGACAAGUGGAAUACAAUAUUGAUGGAUAGAUGGGAUUUAGUAUCCAUCCAUUUUCUACCGCUUGUCCCUCUCGGAGCCUAUACCAGCUGUCACAGGGAGAACAUGCAAGCUCAACACAGCCCCUGAGAUUGGGAAUUGAACCCAGGACCUUCUCGCUGUGAGGCACAAGCUUGAAUCACUGCGUCAAUGUGCUGCCCUGGGAUAUUUUUGUCAUACUUUAUGUAGUAUAUGUGUUGUUAAUGCUACUUAAAGUAAUAUAUUUUAUCAUGGCGCCACAGUAUUGUGCUCUCUUGUAGUUGUGUUUUUCUUGUCUUGCAAUGAACAAAGAGAGCACAGUCUACCAAGUCAAAAUCCUUGUGUCAAACAUACUUGGCCAAUAAAGCUGAUUCCAAUUGUU
Messenger RNA from Nerophis lumbriciformis (worm pipefish), 1463 nucleotides. It is a transcript of the gene vma22, whose product is annotated as vacuolar ATPase assembly factor VMA22. Gene Ontology annotation, biological process: vacuolar proton-transporting V-type ATPase complex assembly. NCBI's taxonomy places the organism in Eukaryota, Metazoa, Chordata, Actinopteri, Syngnathiformes, Syngnathidae. The record is from RefSeq and is a predicted model, not a curated record.